UUUACUUACUGGAAAAAUUCAUGCCAUGCGCACAAUUUACAUCAGUUAUAGCCGACGGCAUACACCCAUUUUUUCAGAGAGGAUUUUUUUAUUUUAUUUGUUUGAUAAUUUUCUUUAGUUUUAAUUAAAGAUCAUUUAUAGUAGGCACUGUAAAAAUGUCCGACGAUAAUGAAGUUACUACUCCCGAUGAUUUGGAAAAGGAGCCCGAUUCUAAUUACAAGCCUCCGCCAGAGAAGAGUAUAAACGAAAUAUUGGAAAUUGAUCAAGAUGAUGAAAGUUUAAGAAAAUACAAAGAAACACUUUUAGGACAAGCCCAAGAAGGCCCAAUCAUUGUUGAACCCGAUAAUCCAAGAAAAGUUAUAGUAAAGAGACUAGUUUUAAUUCCUGUAGAUCACCCAGAAAUAUCCCUUGAUUUAACUGGAGAUUUGGCAGUAUUAAAGAAGCAAACCUUCGUUAUAAAAGAAGGAGUUUCAUACAAAAUUAGAAUUGAAUUUAUCGUUCAACGUGAAAUAGUACAUGGAUUAAAGUAUGUUCAGAAAACCAGUAAAUUGGGGAUUACAGUGGAUAAAAUGACUCACAUGGUCGGUUCAUAUGCUCCAAAGGCAGAAAUUCAGUCGUAUACAACCCCAUCUGAAGAUGCUCCUUCGGGCUUAAUGGCCAGAGGCUCCUACACGGUAAAUUCGUUGUUUACAGACGAUGAUAAGCAUGAACACUUAAAAUGGGAGUGGACGUUUGAAAUUAAAAAGGAUUGGAAAGACUAAGAAACUAAGGUGCUUUGAUGCUAUUUUUUUUUCUAUUAGUUAAAAAAUGUUUUUAGGUGUUGUGGCGCAUUUAUAAAAGGAUCAGAAGUAUUAAAAUUUAUAUAUAAACUUAUUAUUUUGUGGAUAGGGAGAAGGAAUUUGUAUUUCUACCAGGUUUUACAGCUUUAUACCCAAAAUUUUGAGACAUUUUUACCCAAUGCAUUUUACAAUGCAAAAUAUGUAAUAUUAACUGCCAAGUUUUCUAAAGAAACCUAUUGAGCAAUAACUUUUUGUAUAGCUAUUUUUAAAAUAUUUUAAUAUUUUACCUAGUGGGCGUUAAAAAAUACAAUCAUCCUUGAUUUUUUUAAAUUGUUUCCCUUAAAUUUGGAAGCUUUAUUGUGAACCAGUUAAAUCAAAAAUGUGUGUUGUCUUUUAAGUUUUUUUUUAUUUUUUAUUUGUGAAUGCAUGUAUUUAGGCAUUAAC
Molecule: messenger RNA, 1223 nt
Organism: Sitophilus oryzae (rice weevil)
Lineage: Eukaryota; Metazoa; Arthropoda; Insecta; Coleoptera; Curculionidae
Gene: RhoGDI
Product: rho GDP-dissociation inhibitor 2
Exons: 5
Coding region: 156-761 (201 amino acids)
Biological process (GO): Rho protein signal transduction
Cellular component (GO): membrane; cytosol; cytoplasm
Molecular function (GO): Rho GDP-dissociation inhibitor activity; protein binding
Source: RefSeq, a predicted model, not a curated record